Messenger RNA from Spodoptera littoralis (African cotton leafworm), 330 nucleotides. Lineage: Eukaryota; Metazoa; Arthropoda; Insecta; Lepidoptera; Noctuidae. The record is from the annotation of a GenBank genome assembly.
AUGUUCCUGAGCAAGGCAUCCGUCAUUCUCCUCGUCGCAUUCUUGGGGACCACAUGGUUUAUGGGAGAUGGAUUUGUUUCUGCGAGUCCGUUGCCGCAAGGAUUCAACCCGAUGAUGAAUCAAAACCCUAACGGGUUUACGGGAGGGCCAGGUUACUACAUAGCUCCUCAGCCUUAUUACUCACCGCAACCACAGCCUUAUUAUGCAACGCAGAGACCUCCACUCAUAAGGACAUGGGAUGGCAUCAACGAUUGGGCUCAGAAUACCGUUCAAGGUAUUUUGGGGCAAAAUGCUGUGAGCCCUCGAAGUCUUUUUUUAUUACUUAAUUGA